Angiostrongylus costaricensis is the source of this 2151-nucleotide messenger RNA. The record is from the annotation of a GenBank genome assembly. Lineage: Eukaryota; Metazoa; Nematoda; Chromadorea; Rhabditida; Metastrongylidae.
CCGUUUAAGGUGAACAAUGUUUCCGAUAGCAACGUGAAGUCGAGGAAGGGUGGCAAAGCGCAUUCUGUGGACGAUUACGAAGAUUACGAGGUCUGCAGCACUUGGUUCCAGUUCCGAGUAGGGGACUGCCUUCCCUAUCGAGGAGAAGCAUGCCGACAGUUCCUGAGCGGUCGGAGUGUGAUGAUGACGAGCGGGAGUCGUGAGGACAUGUACGACAUCGAUAGGAACCUUCGAGCGGCGAUGAUGUUCAUCAACAGCGCGCCGACGAUUUCGCAACAGUGCCGGCAGAUCUCCACCAAUGUCGCUUGUUUCCAUAUGUACAAAGUCUGUGAUCCGUUGUCCGACGGAAAGCGGGCGUUGACCGUCUGUAAGAAGGACUGCGAUGAGAUUCAGGCAAGCUUUUCAGAUGUCAAUCGUCUUUGUCCGUCGGAGCUGGAUCUGGCGGCACAACACGAACUCGUCGGUGAUGGUCCGAAGGCACUUUUCCCCAGAUGCUCAGCUCUGUCCACCUCAACCACCAACUGUAUCAGUGUUUUGGAUUCUCCCACCGCUCUGCGUAUGCAUUUGAAGAGCAUGAUUUCCAGGGAGUACAAUGUGGCAAGAUAUCCCGAGUUAAGAUAUUCCAAGAAUUAUUGUCGGAAUCCCGGUGGGAAAAAGACAAAGCCAUGGUGCUAUUCGCAACCUCUGGGGCAGGAGGCGUACUGUGACGUGAGUUGUAGCGCCAAAAUGACAACUGCGGCAAACUCAGCCUAUUAUCAGAGGAAAAUGAACGGCACCUCUACUCCUAUAAUGACUCGUGGUGGCAUUGGAAGUGGCCCGUUGGAAAUGGCUUCUCUUCUGCCCAACCAUAGCGUACCACCACCCUACGCAGAACCAUUCCAUGUACCGGAUGAUUUGCAUGUAGACGAACCAUACCAUAUCCUGGAAAUUCCGGCAAACCAAAUCAAAAUGGGUGACCUUCUUGGCGAAGGUCAAUUCGGAGUUGUGUAUAAAGGUUUUUGGACAGGUGGCCUUAUCAGCGGUGAUCCACUCCAGGUAUUGCCCUUCAUCGAUUUCGUUUUAUGGUCGCUGAAUUUCCUGUUUUGGGUUGCCAUAAAAUCUGUCCGUGUCGAUGCUACAAAUGCUGACCGAGCAAGCCUUGAAGAAGAAAUCUCUUGGAUCGCAGUUGCCUGCGGCUUAAAACUGUCAAUUUUCGGUGUAACUUAUUUAAAUGGGCGCCUAUCAGCCGUUUUCGAGUACAUGGUAAAUGGUGAUUUACAUGAGUUCCUUCGAAUCCGCGCUCCAGCUCAUCCAGAUCACAAUCCAGCCGACGACAGUGCGGACUUUAUGAGCAUCGCAAAACAAGUGAGUUGCCAUCAGCUGAAAUCUUGUUAUUGUUCUAGUGAUUCUUCACCUUGUGCAUAUAUCGCGUAUGGAAUGGAAUAUCUCGCGUCAAUGUCUUUUGUUCAUCGCGAUCUGGCCUCCCGAAACUGUCUGGUCGGCGAUCAACGAAUCAUAAAAAUCGCCGACUUUGGUCUCAUGCGUUCUUGCUAUGAUAGCGACUACUACAAAAUGGUGCAUCGAUCUUGGAUGCCGGUUCGUUGGAUGGCGAAGGAGGCUUUAGAGCAGGGCCGAUUCAGCGAAGCAUCCGAUGUGUGGUCCUUUGGCGUCACUCUGUGGGAGAUCUGGAGCUACGGUCGUCAACCCUAUGGUUCAGCUUCAAACCAGAGCGUUAUCGAAUUGAUUGCUAAUCGCCACCUCCUAGACUGCCCAGCCAAUUGUCCGACAAACAUCUAUGGCCUUAUGAUCGAGUGCUGGAACGCAAAUCCGGAACGACGGCCAACAUUCUCAGAAAUUCACAGUCGGCUGCAAUCGUGGUCCGUGAUAAGCCCUGCCCAUUCGCUUCCCCAACACAACCAGAGGGCUAGUGCUAGUUCUCAAAGUGGUUAUUCACAACAUCAGCUUGAAAUUGAGCUGACAAUUUUUGUCCUCACUUGUGUACUUGAAGGCUCAUCCGGCGUUGGCGGUCGGGGUCAGUCAAAUCGGAUGUCGUCGUUGACGCGAACGGCUCCGUACCCGCAGCCGGUCGGACGUCAACGAAGAACCGAAGAUGCGAGUCCAUUGAUGAGGGACGCCAACUAUGCCUAUUCAGACGACGCCGACUCUGAUUAA